Molecule: messenger RNA, 1773 nt
Organism: Rhopalosiphum padi (bird cherry-oat aphid)
Lineage: Eukaryota; Metazoa; Arthropoda; Insecta; Hemiptera; Aphididae
Product: adenosine receptor A2b-like
Exons: 4
Coding region: 413-1654 (413 amino acids)
Biological process (GO): adenylate cyclase-activating G protein-coupled receptor signaling pathway; G protein-coupled adenosine receptor signaling pathway
Cellular component (GO): membrane
Molecular function (GO): G protein-coupled receptor activity
Source: RefSeq, a predicted model, not a curated record
AUUCAUUCAAUCUUGCAUACAUUUAUUUUAUACAGUGACGUUUAAAUGUUUUACGCUUUAAAUUAAUGAAAUUAUCAACCAGCAGCGUCAUAAUAAAACAUUUUAACGGAGUAUAAUAUACCUAAUCGGUGUAAAACAAUAUAUAUAUCAUGGUGGGGGCGAGGGAGGUGAGCGUAAAGCCCGAGACGCCGCCGGCCUGCCGCCACGGCCGCCGUUGAGGUCAGUCACGGUUUGGCGUUAUGAAUGCAUGCACGGCGAACGCCUCAGCACCACCGCCGCUGUCGCCGUAUCGUCGCCGUCGUUGUUAUAACAGUCGGUUCCGUCUUCGGCCGUCGACAUCGCCGCUGCGACGGAUCAACGGUAAGCGACCGUGCAGGUUAGCGUACAGGUAUUGCGGACGCUGGCCACAACGAUGGCCGCGAACGGCGGAGGGCUGAACGUACCGUACGCCGUUCUCGAGGGCCUGGUGGCCGUCGGGGCGACCGUCGGGAACGGGUUGGUUAUCGUGGCCUUUCGGCGGGAACGACGACUCCGCCGGCGCACCAACUAUUACAUCGUGUCGCUAGCGGUCGCCGACCUGUUGGUCGGUCUGGUGGGCAUACCGUGCGCCGUGAUGUCUAGCGUCGGUCUGCCCCGUCAUCUGCACCUGUGCAUGUUCUCGGUGUCGCUUAUAAUCGUCCUGUGCACCGUAUCCAUACUCAGCCUAGUGGCCGUGUCCGCCGACCGUUACUGGGCCAUACUUUACCCGAUGGCCUACUCUACGAACUCGAACACCAAAAUCGCAAUCAGUAUAAUAUGUAUUUGCUGGAUAAUGGGUCUGCUGAUAGGCUUCUUGCCACUAAUGGGCUGGAGAGCCGCCAAAGGUCCAUCAUUGGACGCAUGCGAAUUCAGUCUCGUAAUGGAUUAUAGUUACUUGGUGUUUUUAUACUUCGCGACUAUUAUUUUACCUGCUCUAUUUAUGGCCACCUCCUAUGCUCAUAUUUAUACGGUCGUAAUAAAACAAAUCAAACAAAUGACGCUGCUGAACGGCGGCCAACGCGGUGGCAACAGCCCAACGAAACUGCGUGUACUGGGCGCGGCCCGGAAAAGCGAGGUGAAGGCCACGCAGAACCUAUCGAUAAUCGUCGCGUUCUUCGCCGUCUGCUGGAUGCCGCUGUACACCAUCAACUGCGUGCAGGCGUUCUGUGACGAUUGCCCCGUGCCCGCGUCGCUCAUGCACGGCUGUAUCGUACUAUCACAUCUCAACUCGGCCGGCAACCCGCUGCUGUACGCGUACCACCUGAAGGACUUCCGGAACGCGUUCAAGUCGCUGCUGCUGUGCAAGAAGAGCUCGCGGCAUCGGAACCCCGCGCAGUCCCGAUCCGGAUGUACCACCAUCGCUGCCGUGACCGGCGGUGGUUGUGGUACCGGAACUGGUGUCAACGGUACCGAUUGUUCCGUCAGCUCGUCGCUGACGUGUUCGGGCGGUUCGUCCCGAUCGACCAUCGUCGAAUGUUGGCGCCGACCCGCCAAAAAUGCCAAAUCUACCGCCGACACAGCAUCGUGUGUAGGAGACACGCGAUCUCCCACCGAACAGGAUCACCGCGAGAUUGUCGCGAUUGUAAUCGACCGGUCCGUGCCUGUGUUGCUGUCUGUCCGUCAGCUCGUCGAGUGAAAACCACUCGGCGCUCGUAUAUAACAAUAAUAUGACUACAGAUUUAGACACGGUAUACCUACAUAUUGUAUCGUUAUCGUUAUAAAUUAAUAUUAUUAUACGCUGCUGACAAGAACGUA